AUGGCCAUGGCCGCGGCUCCUCCUCCUCCCCGGCCUCGUGUCAUGGUGCUGCCCUUCCCUGCCCAGGGUCAUAUCAUGCCGCUCAUGGAGCUGUCCCACCGCCUCGUCGACCACGGCUUCGAGGUCGACUUCGUGAACACGGACUUCAACCACGCCCGCAUCCUCACGGCCUUGGCGGCAGGAGGAGAGACCGGGGCAGCUGUCCACGCCGGGAUCCACUUGGUCUCUUUACCGGACGGCAUGGGCCCCGACGGCGACCGCGCAGACAUCGUUCGGCUGGCUCAGGGCUUGCCGGCGGCGAUGCUCGGCCGCCUUGAAGAGCUGGUGCGAGCUCAGACGACUCGGUGGGUGGUGGCUGAUGUCUCCAUGAGCUGGGUACUGGACCUGGCCGGAACGGUGGGCGUGCGCGUCGCCUUGUUCUCGACCUUCUCGGCCACCGCCUUCGCGGUAAGGAUGCGUAUUCCCAAGUUGGUAGAGGAUGGCAUCAUUGACGAAAAUGCAAAUGUGAAGAGGAAUGAAAGGAUCAAGCUGAGCCCCAACACGCCAGCCAUCGACGCCGUCGACAUCCCCUGGGUUAGGCUUCGAAACCCCAUGAUAAAGGGCAUGAUCAAGACCAACCAAAUGUUCGCGCUCGCUGACACCAUUGUCUGCAACACGUUCCAUGCCAUCGAGUCCGAGGCGCUGGCACUCCUCCCCAAGGCGGCACUAGCCAUCGGCCCCCUCGAGGCGCCGACGUCGAACUCAGCCAGCCAGCUCUGGCCCGAAGACCCGACCUGCCUCGCCUGGCUCGACGCCCAGGCACCCGGAUCAGUAGUCUAUGUGGCAUUCGGGAGCUUUACGGUCUUCGACACUGCAAGGCUCCAGGAGCUCGCCGACGGGCUGGCGCUCACCGGACGCCCGUUUCUGUGGGUGGUCCGGCCAAACUUUGCCAACGGCGUCGAUGAAGGCUGGCUGGACCAGUUCAGAUGCCGCGUCGGAGACAAGGGCCUAGUCGUCGGCUGGGCUCCCCAGCAGCGCGUGCUCUCGCACCCUUCUGUUGCAUGCUUCAUCUCGCACUGCGGAUGGAACUCCACCAUGGAAGGGGUGCGUCACGGCGUCCCGUUCCUGUGUUGGCCAUACUUUGCCGACCAGUUCAUGAACCAGAACUACAUCUGCGACGUGUGGGGCACGGGCUUGAGGAUUGACGCCGAUGAGCGGGGCAUCUUCACCAAGGAGGAGAUCAGGGACAAGGUCGACCAGCUGCUCGGUGAUGAUGGGAUCAGAGCGAGGGCACUGUCUUUGAAGAGAGCAGCGUGCGAGAGCAUCACAGAUGGAGGGUCCUCGCAUCAGGAUCUGCUCAAGUUUGUAAACCUGCUGAGAGAACAAUAA
Messenger RNA from Miscanthus lutarioriparius, 1368 nucleotides. The record is from the annotation of a GenBank genome assembly. Lineage: Eukaryota; Viridiplantae; Streptophyta; Magnoliopsida; Poales; Poaceae.